AGAUCUCAGAUUUAUGCAGACUCUUUUGGGGUUUUUAGUGAGAGAAACGAGAUGGAGGAAUCGAUCUCAGCCUUCUGCAACUCUUUAGGGGGUUAUUGCAAGCAGCUUCAGAGCAGCUGUGAUGCCCUAAAAGACUCUAUCAAUAGACGACCAAUUCCUCUUAAGUCUGCCUCUUCAACCUUUGUUGAGUGUCUAAAUCGCAAGGUAACGGCAACUAGUGAAGAUCUCAACUUGCUUGAGUCCAUGGUCAUUGACACAGUUUCUUUUGAAGAGCUUUUGGGGUACUGCCAUCAAGUCUAUAUAAAUAACCAAAAUGAUAUCUUGGAGCUCGAGGAUCACCUCAGAGAUUUUGGCUAUGUACCAGGCAAAAUCUCCUUUGAGUCAAUGAGCGAUGAAGAAAAUGAGGCUAAAGAUACUUUGGCAUCUGAUUUUCGACUUGGAUCCACAGUUUCAAGUCCCCUAGAUGAAUCAAAUAGGGGAUCUUUAUCUUUCACUUUUGGUCUGGCUUUUGAACCUGAGUCGUUCAGGAAGAGGCUUCAAGAGGAUGAUCUACUGGAGGACUUUCCAUGCUUGCAAGAUAUUGGUCUCUCGGAUGCUUGCCUUGCGACGUUGGCAUCUACGGCAGAUGAUGACUUCAGAAGUCCUGAGGAUGUCAUACGAAAACCUCCAAGGAACAUACAUUUUCUUUCUGAAUUGCCCCAGCAGGCACACAUGGAUGAGCCGCUUAAUCUUAAAGCUUCCAAACUGCCGCCUCCUAUGAAUGUAUUGAAUGUUGAAGAAACUAUUGAGGCAAUUCAUUCAAAUCCUUCAGGCGAGUUGAGAGAUGAGGCUAACACACUUGGAGGUGGGAAUGGAUUGGUGAUCAGCAUUGUGAAGGGCGACUAUGAUAAACUUCCUUCCUAUCUGAAGUUCUUAGCAUCAUGGGAGGAUGUGAAUGAAGCUGUUACAAAAAUGAACUCUGUUCUUAAGCAGAGUGAGAGGAAUAUGCUCUACGAGGAUGAAUUCACAUCAGGCACAUUUGGUCCAAAGGGCAAGUCUUGUUUGCUUCUUCUCAUGCGCAUGAACCAAGUGGCAGUUGAGCCAGUGCAAGGCAAAGUCACGUAUCGCUUGGUGGUUAAUUAGCAGUUGUGAAAGGUUUGGUUCUCAUUUUCUUUUCUGCAUAUUUUUUAUUAGUUCAUGUUUCCUUCUCUUUUGUAGUUUUGUAUGAAUCAUUGUUUUGCUAGAUCUCUGUAUGUAAUAAUGCUUUGUCAUCAUAUUUGUGUCAUUCUAAUCAAAACUUAUACGCAUGAAUGCAAGAUUUUUUCUUCUUU
This is a messenger RNA of Amborella trichopoda, 1310 nucleotides long. RefSeq lists its product as uncharacterized. Gene Ontology annotation, cellular component: spindle microtubule; outer kinetochore; kinetochore. Gene Ontology annotation, biological process: chromosome segregation; mitotic cell cycle. The record is from RefSeq and is a predicted model, not a curated record. NCBI's taxonomy places the organism in Eukaryota, Viridiplantae, Streptophyta, Magnoliopsida, Amborellales, Amborellaceae.